Molecule: messenger RNA, 594 nt
Organism: Fusarium keratoplasticum
Lineage: Eukaryota; Fungi; Ascomycota; Sordariomycetes; Hypocreales; Nectriaceae
Exons: 1
Coding region: 1-594 (197 amino acids)
Source: RefSeq, a predicted model, not a curated record
AUGGAGACAUCCGGAGAUAAAAGCACGAUGGAAUCCACAAUCCAUCAAUUCUCGGACUUGAAUCUGUCCAACAAGCCAUCAUCCCGCCUCGCCCCGUCAACUCGUACCCUCCCCCGAACCACCCUCAAAAGAAUCCCCAAGUCCAUCGGCAAGAGCACCAUCAAAGCCGACAAGUCAUACCUCGCCUUGUUGGAGGAUGGCCGUCCGAGACGUGACCGCAAGAGGAACGAAGGGCGGCGCUCCAAGUGGUGGUCUAACCGCGAGAAGGCCUUGAUGCAGCAUCCCAGGGGUUUCGCUGAACACAGCGGCCUCGCAACCAAGAUGAUAUCGUACUGCAAGGCUAUAAAGGAGGCGGAUGAGAACGAGGGAGAGGUCGACUCCCUCCCUGCUCACACAACCGAUACGGCUGGGAUGGAUGACGACCCGAGUUGGGACGACCCGGCGCUGCAUCCUGACCUAGUACGUGAGUUCCGUGGGACGAAGGCUUGGAAGUUCUUUAGUGAGGCACUCGCUCGAUUCCGCCUUGGAGAAGAUCUGUCGUCGCAAUUUGCAUCACUCGACCUGGCUGGAGAGGCAUUGCAGAGUGCGACUUGA